GUCCUGUCGUCCUGUCUGCUUAUUGAAGGGUGGGCGUUAUCUAUUCUACCCUUGUUUCCUCCAGUCCGUCUGCUGAAGCACACGAUCUUUUCCUUCUAAAAAAUGGAGCAGUCAACCCUCGACUUGCCCGGAACAGCGACGGGGACCAUGGUGGUCACAGAGCCGCUGAACUUCUGGGGGGGACAGAGGGUGAAGCCCCGGCAGCAGGCUAACGCAGAGCCGGUGUUCGAACCAGCCACUGGCCGUGUCCUGUGCCAGAUGUUCCCCUGUGGAUCAGAGGAGGUGGACGAGGCCAUUAAGAGCGCUCACUCUGCCUACCUGAAGUGGAGCAAGAUGGCGGGCAUGGAGAGGGCUCGGAUCAUGUUGGAGGCCGCCCGCAUCAUCAGAGAAAAAAGGGAUAAGAUUGCAAAACUGGAAGUGAUCAACAAUGGGAAGUCCAUCACUGAGGCUGUGGUGGAUAUUGACAUUGCCUGGCAGUGCAUCGAGUACUACGCUGGCAUGGCUGGUACUCUUGCAGGCCAACACGUCCAGCUUCCUGGUGGAGCGUUCGCCUACACCAGGAGGGAGGCCCUCGGUGUGUGUGUGGGAAUCGGAGCCUUUAAUUACCCCUUCCAGAUCGCAGCAUGGAAGUCCGCUCCUGCUCUGGCAUGUGGUAAUGCCAUGGUGUUUAAGCCCUCUCCAAUGACUCCUGUGACUGCGGUCCUCCUGGCUGAGAUUUACAAAGAGGCGGGCGUUCCUGAAGGGCUCUUCUGUGUGGUACAGGGCGGAGCAGACACCGGCUCCUUGCUCUGCAAUCACCCCGGCGUCGCCAAGGUGUCGUUCACUGGCAGUGUGCCAACAGGCAAGAAGGUCAUGGAGAUGUCUGCAAAGAGUGUGAAGCAUGUGACUCUGGAGCUCGGGGGCAAAUCUCCCCUCCUCAUCUUCAAAGACUGUGAGCUGGAGAACGCAGUGAAGGGAGCACUCAUGGCAAACUUCCUGACACAGGGACAGGUGUGCUGCAAUGGGACCAGAGUGUAUGUGCAGAGGGAGAUCAUGCCCCAGUUCCUGGAAGAAGUGGUGAAGAGGACCAAGGUCAUCCCUGUGGGUGACCCCCUGCUGGAUGACACCCGCAUGGGAGCGCUGAUCAGCAAGCCCCAGCUGGACAAAGUGCUGGCAUAUGUCAACCAGGCCAAGAAAGAGGGAGCCAGAGUGCUCUGUGGAGGAGACCCUUUUGUCCCCAGUGACCCUAAAUUGAAAGGGGGUUACUUCAUGUCACCCUGCGUUCUUGAUAACUGCAGAGAUGAAAUGACCUGUGUGAAGGAGGAGAUCUUUGGCCCAGUCAUGUCUGUGCUGCCUUUCGACACAGAGGAGGAAGUGAUCAAGAGGGCCAACAACAGCCCCUUUGGAUUGGCCUCUGGAGUCUUCACCAGGGACAUCUCUCGAGCCCAUCGUGUGGCUGAGAACCUGCAAGCAGGGACCUGCUUCAUCAACAACUACAACAUCAGCCCUGUGGAGGUGCCUUUCGGAGGGUACAAGAUGUCAGGCUUCGGCAGAGAGAACGGCCAGGUGACCAUCGAGUACUACUCCCAGCUGAAGACUGUGGUUGUGGAAAUGGGCGACGUGGACAGUCUCUUCUAGAACUCACCAACUGUACGCUGCUGAUGCAGAACUGUCAUCAAAUAAUUCUGGCUUCAGUCAUGUGCUAUGCAACACACAUGAGAGCACUUUCUUUGCACUAUGUAUGCUUUGUACUUUUGGAGGGGCAGAUUUGUUUCAAAUGCCCAUGUAAGAAGUGAAUACUUUACUAUCUCUAGGCAACCAGUGGACCUACUUUUCUAUGAACCAAAUAAAUAAACACAUGCCUAUAUGUCAAACUAACUGCUUAAUAAAAAACGCCUGCAGGCUUUUUUACUUUUCAUAAAAGA
Molecule: messenger RNA, 1904 nt
Organism: Trematomus bernacchii (emerald rockcod)
Lineage: Eukaryota; Metazoa; Chordata; Actinopteri; Perciformes; Nototheniidae
Gene: aldh9a1a.1
Product: aldehyde dehydrogenase 9 family, member A1a, tandem duplicate 1
Exons: 12
Coding region: 103-1617 (504 amino acids)
Molecular function (GO): aminobutyraldehyde dehydrogenase (NAD+) activity; 4-trimethylammoniobutyraldehyde dehydrogenase (NAD+) activity
Source: RefSeq, a predicted model, not a curated record